This is a messenger RNA of Eremomyces bilateralis CBS 781.70, 2181 nucleotides long. RefSeq lists its product as uncharacterized. The transcript is spliced from 3 exons. The record is from RefSeq and is a predicted model, not a curated record. Gene Ontology annotation, molecular function: protein binding. The annotation marks the transcript as partial. Lineage: Eukaryota; Fungi; Ascomycota; Dothideomycetes; Eremomycetales; Eremomycetaceae.
CCCUUCUCCACCGUCCCGUUCGCACCAGACCCUGACUUCGUCGACCGGCCCGAUAUUCUAACGUGGAUCUGCGACAAGUGUGCAGGGCCGGGCGCUCGCGCCGCGCUCGUCGGCCUUGGCGGCGUAGGGAAGUCGCAAAUAGCUAUCCGAUACUGCUACGAUAUCCGCGAUACAUCGCCGCAAACGUCCAUCUUCUGGGUAUACGCUAGCACCAAGGCCCGAUUUGAAGAAGCGUACAGAGACAUUGCAGACAGGUUAAAGCUUCCGGGGCGAGAGAAUCCGAAGGCCGAUAUUUUACGGCUAGUCCGUAACUGGCUAUGCGAGGAAACAAACGGCCAAUGGACAAUGAUCCUCGACAACGUCGACGACGUCGAGACCUUCUCGUCGCGCAAGGGCGAGCAAGACAAGCCGUCCGAAAGCCCGCCGGCAUCGCUGGCGGUUUACCUCCCGCAGAGCCCCAACGGAUCGAUCCUGAUCACUUCUAGGAACAAGGAUGCAGCAGCCGGACUAGCAGGAGGCUAUAAGAAUAUCAAGGAGGUGCAGGCAAUGGACGAGGCCCAAGGCCUACAGCUCCUCCGGAACAAGCUACUGCAGGACGCGUUGACCGACGACACAAUUGAUCUGCUGCGUGCUCUCGACUACAUCCCUCUUGCAAUCACCCAGGCCGCUGCAUACAUCAACCGGCAAGCUCGAAUGACGAUCCCUAAGUACCUCGACGAGUUUCGAAGAAACAACAAUAAGAGGGAAAAUCUCCUAAAUUGGGAUACAGACGAUAUCCGUAGGGACGAUAGUACAUCCAACUCGGUGGUAACGACGUGGCAGAUAUCGUUUGAGCGUAUUCGUAAAGAACGGCCUUCUGCUGCAGACUUGUUAUCGCUUAUGAGCUUCUUUAACCCCCAAGGGAUUCCAGAGUCGAUACUUCAUAAGCAUAGUAGGAACGGGGCAGAAUUAAACGGCGAAGGCGAGGCUGACGCCGCCUUCGAAGAAGACUUUGAUACCUUACGGACAUAUUCGCUUAUAGCAGCGACAGCCGAGACCGAUAUCUAUGAGAUGCACGCGCUAGUGCAAUUCUGCACGCAGGUCUGGCUGUCGUCGUUUAGCGAGGCGGGGAUAUGGAAGCAAAGGUUUAUAGGGCUGAUGGCACAGGAGUUUCCAACUGGGCAAUUCGAGAACUGGGGGAGGUGCCAGCAGUUACUUCCGCAUAUCGAAUCCCUAUACGACAAAGAGCCGGCGACUGACGAGUCCUUGAAGGACUGGGCUCAGAUUCUUACAAAUGCUGCAUGGUACAUGUCGAUGAUAGGGGGGUAUAAGAGAGGACAAGACAUAGCAGCAAAGGCGCUUAAGGCUAGAGAAAGGAUAUGUGGACAGGAAGACCAGUUAACACUAAUAAGUGUUACCGUCCUAGCAUCAGUGAUCACAAGCCAGGGGAAGUACUCGGAGGCAGAAAAGCUGAACCGACGAGCGCUAGAAGGGUACGAGAAGGGGCUAGGUGUACAGCACCCAGAUACGCUGACGAGCGUGGACAACCUGGCGGGCGUACUGAAAUAUCAGGGGAAGUACUCGGAGGCGGAGAAGCUGAACCGGCGAGCGCUAGAAGGGAGGGAGAAGGAGCUAGGUCUUGGAAUAGAUCAUCCUGAUACACUAACUUCCGUCUACUGCCUUGCCUAUCUUUUACACAAGCGCAGGCGAUAUAGGGAGGCGUCCGAGCUCUACCAGAGAGCAUCCAAUGGCUACAAGCAGAAGCUCGGUUCCCAGCACCCGAAAACUAUUGCGUGUCUUAAUUAUUUUACAGCUAUGCAACAGGAGGCAGGGGAGGAAAGACAAGGACUGAGCAGGACAUCAGUUGAUAAUGAUAAAGAGGAGCUUAGAGAGAUACCCACCGAUGGUGCUAGUAUUCUGCAUGGCAGUGAGGCUAUGCCUGAGCAAACCAGCAGCUUGAAGAGCAAAAAUGACUCAUUUUACACGCACUUGAAAACGAGGAUGCGUAGAAAAGAUCUAUAGAAUGGAGGUAUGACUGUUCUAUUACUGAUGUAAUUUCCUAAGUAACAUGAUGUACUGUGAAGAAUAAAUCACAUGAUUUGGAUGAGUCUAAGAGAGCGAUCGUUCAGUUGAAAUGGUGGAUUAAUUAUGGAAUUUAGGAAAGCGGGAUUUUUUAUUCCGCACAGAUUUACAAUGCUACCC